GCGAUUUCAGAAUACGUAAACGCUACAUAUCCCCUAAAUCAAACUUGUGUUCAUUAACUUGAAACGCCCUGUUAAAUAUAAAAAUGCAAGGUCACUGCGCGGUGUUAAACUGCAAUGGUUCAAAAUCGGACCCACAUCCGCUCUACAGAUUCCCUCUGGACGAACAAAGGUGCAAGACGUGGGUUGAGAAAUGUCACCGGCAAGACCUGGGAGACACAUCAGCUCAGGAGCUGUUCCGAUACUACAGAGUUUGUGGAAAACAUUUCCAAACAACUUCGGUGGAUGGCGAUGAUGACAAUAAAACAUUAAAAGAUGAUGCCGUACCAACAAUCUUUGAAGCGCCACCUCAAACUGGGGGAACGAAACGCAGUACAGAUCCAACUGCAACUGAUGGAGCGCAGAACAAAGGAAGAAAAAAAAUGAGAAAGUCUCCAGCUGAGACUGGAGGGGAGGGUGAAACCACUGUGCCUGAAGAAGAAAAACAUGAGGAGCACCUUAAGUCACUGUUUGAAGUACUUGUUUUGCUGGCAGAGCAAAACAUUCCUCCAUCUGGAUUCAGUGUUCACGACCCAGAAUCUAAUAGGCUAAACACCUUUAAUGCUUUGCUGGAGUAUCGCAUGAGCUGUGGUGGUGGAGCACUGAACACGGCGAAUGACAAAGAUGAAGAGUGUUGCACUUCAACUCAGCUCGACAGGUUGAUUGAAGUGUGUGAGAAAAGUGUCCGCCGUAAGCUGGUAGAGGAAGUGAAUGAGAAUGGCUUUUUCUCCUUAAUCACGGAUGACUUGGUGAAGAUCUCAGGUCUGUGGUACCUUCCUGUCUUCCUGCGCUACGUGACUCAGGCCAACGUUCAGUGCGAGAGGUUUGCUGGAUUCUUGCCGUUUGAAGAUGAGGAGGCAGUCCUGGCAGAACGAUUGCUGAGUGAACUGAGCAACGACUGGGGCUUGAAAAUGGAGCAGUGUCGAGGCCAAGCCCACUCCUUUCCCAGCAUCCACUUUCGUAAAAUGAAGUUGUUUGCUGCCAAACUUCUAGAGAAGUUUCCAUCAGCCGUGCUUACUGUGAAAUCCUCCCGUAACAUCAACAUGCUGCUCGCCAGCAGUGCGCCACUGUCUGGGGUCCAGCUGGUCAUGGGAACUUUCAAGAAGAUUGAAAUGUUCUUCAGCAUCUGCCCCUCGCUGCACUCUGAGUUGGACCAUGUCAUUUCAGUUUUCUUCCCUGACAAGGAAGAAAAGGCCAGCGAGUUAAAGGAAAUCUCUCGGACCGCUUGGACCAGACGUCCUGAUGCGUUUGAGGUGGCGAUGGAAAUUUUUGAAGCCCUACUGCUCUUCAUGGACAGCGUCCAUGACAACGAAGACCUAAAGUGGAGCGACCAGGUCACUCAUAAUGCGUUGGAGAUUUCAAAAGCACUGGCUGAUUUUGAGUUCAUCACAUCGCUGGUGGUGUUAAAAAACGUCAUGUCACUCACCAGAGCAUUUGGGAAGAAUCUGCUGGGUAAAUCCACCGACACGUUCUUUGCUGCAAACAGCUUAAAUGCCGUGAUUCACUCCUUGAGAGAAGUGUCAGACAACAUCGACGUGUAUCAUGAAUUCUGGAUAGAUGAAGCGGUGAACAUCGCUGCCACGCUGGAAAUCCCUGUCAAAGUUCCUCGCUCUUUUCUGAGGAAGCAUCAGUUGGAUGCUGGAAGUGUCCGCCCUGAGGGUUACUACAAGGACCAUUUAUCUGCUCCUCUACUCAAACACAUGAUCAGUGAAUUGACUGAGCUCUUCAGUGAAGACCACCUGAAUGCGCUUCGCUGUCUGACGCUCGUCCCUGCUGUCGUUGAACAACAGAAGACCUCAGAACACGUGGAAGACUACAUGCAGGUGUAUAAGAACGACCUCCCGAACAUUGGAAGUUUGUCUGCGGAGCUGCAUUGUUGGUGGGUGAAGUGGAGCAAAAGGGGUAAAGUGGAGACUUUUCCCUGCAGUCUGGACGAGACUCUGCAGCUGGCAGAUGUCAAGUUUUUCCCCAACAUGCUGGCAGUCCUAAGACUUGUCGGCACCUUGCCUACGUUGGCUCUGGAGGACAGUCGUGACCUGGUGUUAAAGCGCUUUGAGGUGUACGUAAAAAACACACCGGACGCUUUCAAAUCAAAAAGCCUUGCUUUUCUGACCUUGAACAAUGACAUUUGUUCUGAUCUGGAUUCCAUGGUUGAACUCUACAUCAACACUUACCCGAGCAUGUCAUAGUCCGUUCCUUCAAUAGCUGCUUCAGCAUUAGCUCUUGUGUUAUGGGUCGGGAGGCUCAAGAUUUUCUUCAGUGAAAGACUAGGACACACUUUUAAUCACCAGGCCUUGAUCUCUUUCUGCUCCUUUAGCCAAUAACAUGUAUAAUAUCUUCCUGAUCUCACACCAGAUGUUGACCCUGCUUCUGUCUGUGAUUUUGCUUCUUGCCUCCUUUAGUAUACGCUCUUGUUUACAAGAGUCAAGGCAAGACUUCAUCUAUGCCACAGCUGAAAAGGUAGAAAUGUAGCUCUUUACUGUUGUGUGUUUCUAAAUAAUUGCUGUGUUAGUAGAUGCUAUGUUGUUCUGUUUCCAAGUGGCAAACAGAUCAGGUGUCUGUAAAAUGUAAAUAAAA
Messenger RNA from Synchiropus splendidus (mandarinfish), 2613 nucleotides. It is a transcript of the gene thap12a, whose product is annotated as THAP domain containing 12a. The transcript is spliced from 5 exons. NCBI's taxonomy places the organism in Eukaryota, Metazoa, Chordata, Actinopteri, Syngnathiformes, Callionymidae. Bases 84 to 2225 code for a protein of 713 amino acids. The record is from RefSeq and is a predicted model, not a curated record.